Molecule: messenger RNA, 1104 nt
Organism: Boeremia exigua
Lineage: Eukaryota; Fungi; Ascomycota; Dothideomycetes; Pleosporales; Didymellaceae
Exons: 2
Coding region: 1-1104 (367 amino acids)
Molecular function (GO): metalloendopeptidase activity
Source: RefSeq, a predicted model, not a curated record
AUGCCUUGCACAUUUGUCUCCUCUCUGCUUUUGCGAGCCGCCCUCGAAGACCUUAAUCUUAAUCCCGAAGAGCGCGCCACCACAAUUAGCAGCAUAGAACACAUCACAUACAUCGAGUCCCUAGACGAAGACACGGACGAAGAAUACCACGAUUCGGCUCCGGCCUCUCCCAGCAACCUCUUCUCGCCCAUUGAAGGCGACUCCACCACCCCUCCCACGUCUGCAUCCAUUGUCUCUCCCCUCUCUCCCGCGUUUCCGGCGCCUGUACGCACAAAGCGCAAUGCCAGCGGGUCGCUGGACGAUAGUCCGGAGGACAAGGUGCCGCGCCUGCGUGGCGGUGCUGGUGGCCCCGACCACCAUAAUAGACUUGUUCGGGUCGUGUACGACCAUAAGAGUUCCGUCGAUGAAAACGGUCUUCCCGACCGCAUCAACCUUCCCGGCGAAGUAAUUAGGCCGGACGGCGGAGCGCCUGUGCCCGCUAACAGAGAUGCGGCUGCGGCGGCGAACGCCGUGUAUGAUUUGGCAGAGAAAGCCCUUCAGGGGUUCAGAGUCGUGUUCGACCACACACAGCAUGAUGAGCAAUCUUGCUCAAACUGGAAAAUUGGAGAAGGUCUGCUUUUUCCGAAGCACAAAUAUGCGCCAUGUUGCCGCGAUUUUGAAUUUCCCGGCAAGGCGUACAAGUACAAUCCUGACGAGCCGGACAUUGAACCGCUGAAUACCUCCGGCAAUACCACAAGAGGAACAAAGAAGUACGCCAAGAAGGGCACACCGACUUCAAAUGUCAACGAUACAUCUCUAUAUUCCAAGGUCGAUAAGACGGUUGGAGACUACAACAAAGUUCAACCCGGGGAUGACCGAUACGUGAAGUCACUAGUCAUGAGUCACGCUUUCUACCUCUUCACCAAGGCUUCUCAGAAGCCGUCGUGGGAGCUUAGUGGUAAAGUCUGGUGGAACGCCCUUGCAGCUCUGAACGAGAACGAGCAUAAGUACAUCACUAUCAAGAUGUGGUCGGAGAUUACCCUGGUCGCUGCAGCAGAUGCUUUUGGUGACGACAUUGUCCAGCAGCUAAGAUCAGCUUGGGCGGCGGUGAAUGUUCUUUUUUAA